AUGGUCAUCGACCACAACGCCCCUGCUACCAAACAGUUCAUGGAGCAGAGGGCUACAUAUCAAACCGCUGAGUACAAGGCGGUACAGAGUGCUUUUUUCGGGCCGCCUCGCAUCAAGAGAGCAGCCCCGACGCCGGCACAAAGCGGUUUGACCACACCGCAGGAGGGCACCACCAUGGAAGAUGAGGUCAUGGAGGAGGCGCGGGAGUUCGCAGAACCGGUUCGCAAGCAACUGUCCUGGAUGUCGGCAGAAAAUAGGUUGAGCCAAAAGCACGCGUGCGGAUUGCAGCUGCUCACAACUGGGUGGCCGAAUGCUAUGACGCCAGCGGACCGAGUGUACAUGAUUUCUUGGAUGGUUUCGCAGGUCCCUGCUUUGGUGACGUUCCUCAAGCAGCGUGGGUAUGUCUCAGACCACAACGCCGCGGAGCUGGAACGGCACAUGAACGUCUUCUCCCAGGAGCCCACCACGGUGCCGCAGAGUGAGGGCUUCUACUCGACCAUGACGCUUUUGACUUUCAAAAGCUGGGAUUGUAGAUCUUCUUUUUUAAACCACUACGGUGGAAGCUCCGGAGUGCCCGUCUAUAAGGACGAGGCCACUCCAAUUCACAACAAGCAUGUCAAGGUUGCCCCGUGUAGCCCCCAGUGGCAAAGAAAGCUCGAAGCUCCUUUGAGAGUAAUUUUGGGAUGUGUGAACAAGCAUCCCGACCAUAACGCCACCUCCCGUCUCACGAUUCUGUGGAAAACGCUCACUUUAAUGGCGCCACAGCAGGAUGGUGAGUUUCAUGAAGACGCAAAGGCUUGGGCCCGUCUUCACUACGGCCAGGAAGGCGGCAGGUUUGUAGGUCGUUUGGAGGUGGUGCAGGAGCUUUUUUCGAUCAUGCAAGGGCAACCUACGGAGGUCGAUGCACAGACCACAUCGCUUUGGGACGAACAAUGGUUCCAAACGCUGUGGGGAAAUCACUUGGAGCUCGACCAAGCCGAUGCCGCUGCGUUUGCCGCAGCUAAACACACCGCCGCCUCUUCUGGGAAGGGCCUCCAGAAGGGGAAGGGUAAAAGGCAUUGGUCGAGUGUAGCGGUUCAUUCGGAUUCGUAUGAGCCGUUCCCUUUUGAUUUAAAUGUGCUGGUGGUGGAGGCUGUAUAUUUUUCUUGGGAUGAGUAUUGCGAUAAGUUCCGAAAGGAGGAUCGCAAGAUCGGCGACUACUCGGUUGCCACGGUAGUUGGCCGGCCUCCUGUGGGAGUGGGAGAUGAUCUCCGCUCAGACCACACCGCCUCGGCACAAUCUUCCACAGCUGCUCCUAAAGCGCCCGCUGUUGCAGCCAAAGGCGGCAAGGAAGGAAAGGGAGCUAGCUGA
Symbiodinium sp. CCMP2456 is the source of this 1350-nucleotide messenger RNA. The record is from the annotation of a GenBank genome assembly. NCBI's taxonomy places the organism in Eukaryota, Dinophyceae, Suessiales, Symbiodiniaceae.